AUGUCUCCCAUCGCCGUACAAGACAUUGUCGAUACCCCGGUCUAUGCGAAAAAGGACCUACACAAUCCUACUCCUACCACCACCACAUCACCGACCAAGCCUGCAAUUGUUCGAUGUGACGCAAAUGAUCCUUCGACAACCACCGAUCAUCUGAUAUCUAUCCUCGAGAGGGAUGGGGGUGUCAUUGUGGAAAAUAUAAUAACCAAAGAACUCGCGUCUCGGAUCAAAUCCGAACUAAAGCCCUACUUCGACACAGACAAGAAGGACAACAGUGGUUUCUUCCCUGAGACGACUCAACGAGCGACGGGACUCCUAGGUCGAUCGGAUGCAUGUGUCGAGCUAGCCACAAACAAGACAUAUAUCGAUGUUGCAAACAAGAUGCUUUCCUCGACGUUCACAUAUUGGUCUGGUCAAACGCAGGAGACUGUGACGUCAAAGCCCAUUAUAUCCUCGACCGUCGCAUUCCGAGUGAAUCCCGGAGGUAGACAGCAGGUAUUGCAUCGGGAUGACAGUGACUAUCACACCCGGAAUGUUGACAUGCCGAUGAUGCUCGGGUGUGUAACUGCCAUAACCAAGACCACCAGGGAGAAUGGGGCCACUAUCUGCAUCCCCGGAUCUCACGUUUGGGGACCAGAUCGUUGUCCCUAUGACGAAGAAGCCGUUCCGGCUGAACUAGAGCCAGGUGAUGCCUUGAUCUUUGUUGGCAAUUUAUACCAUGCCGGUGGCGGGAACAUCACAAAAGAUCAAUUCCGAGAGACGGUUGGAAUCUUCCUUUGCAAGCCAUAUUACCGACAGGCAGAGAACCAAUAUCUGAUGGUCCCACCUGAAAAAGCAAAGAGACUGCCGCCGCAAGCACAGCGGCUUCUGGGAUACGGCAUCUCCCUUCCUUCUUUGGGCUUCAUGAAUUAUCAGGACCCGAUGCGGGUGCUGUUUGGCGUGGAAGAUGAAGAAACCGUGGACAUGUAA
Exophiala oligosperma is the source of this 966-nucleotide messenger RNA. RefSeq lists its product as uncharacterized. The coding region runs from base 1 to 966 and encodes 321 amino acids. Lineage: Eukaryota; Fungi; Ascomycota; Eurotiomycetes; Chaetothyriales; Herpotrichiellaceae. The transcript has 4 exons. The record is from RefSeq and is a predicted model, not a curated record.